Phlebotomus papatasi is the source of this 6376-nucleotide messenger RNA. RefSeq names its product dedicator of cytokinesis protein 1 (gene mbc). The coding region runs from base 96 to 6065 and encodes 1989 amino acids. Gene Ontology annotation, biological process: small GTPase-mediated signal transduction; cell migration. Gene Ontology annotation, cellular component: plasma membrane; cytoplasm. Gene Ontology annotation, molecular function: small GTPase binding; guanyl-nucleotide exchange factor activity. NCBI's taxonomy places the organism in Eukaryota, Metazoa, Arthropoda, Insecta, Diptera, Psychodidae. The record is from RefSeq and is a predicted model, not a curated record. The transcript is spliced from 17 exons.
AGUUUGCUUGAGAAUUUCAUUGCGUGUGUUUCGUGUUUGUGACCUUUGUGCGAUUUUUGUGCCUAAAAUUGUGGAAAAACUGAUGAUUUUGCAAAAUGACGGUGUGGAAGAGUGUUGAUGAGAAAUUCCUCUAUGGAAUCGCCAAGAACAGUUUUACCCAAGACAAGCCACAUAGACUGAGUUUGGACGUUGGUGAUGCUGUGAUAAUCCUGAAAGAAAGUUCCAACUGGUAUUAUGGAUACAAUAAAAAAAAUCGUGGGAAUAGAGGUAUAUUCCCAAAAACGUACAUUGAGCUGAUGGAGUGUGUGAGGUCUAAGAAUGACUAUGUAAUCAAGAGAUCAGAAAUUGUGGAUGAGAUCACGACAGUUCUUGUUGAGUGGGGAGAUCUCUUUAAGAAGUUUUAUUUGACAAACAACAAAAAUUUUCUGCCUAUCAGACAAAAAAUGCUGGAACUGAUAAGGCUGCGAUCGCAAAUAUUGUCAGGCAAUUUGCCAGUGGACGAGAUGAAAGAGGUGAAAUUGAUGGCAACGUCGGAGAUUGAUGUGGGAAAUAGUCUAUUGGGGCUGGACAUGGUGGUUCGCAAUGAAAGUGGAAGUGCUAUUGAUAUUAAUUCGACGUCCACAACACAACUCUAUGAGCUCCACAUGAAUGCCGUUGAGCGAAUACGAAUGGCAUCGACGUCUUUCAACAAGAAUCGUGUGUCAAAGAAUAUGAAUAAGCACUCACACAAUCUUUUGGUGCGUGUUCAUGCAUUUGUGUGCAAGUUCCAAGAAGAUUCAGACCUUCUUAUAACACUUUACGAUGCCGAUGAGCAAAAGUCCAUAACGGAAAAUUAUGUUGUGAAGUGGGGCAGGCAGGGCCUAGCCCGAGAUAUCGAUCAAUUCGAUAACAAUCGGGUGCUUUUUACAGACCUCAGUACUCAGGAUUUGAAUAGGAAUAAGGUGUAUCUGAUUUGCUAUGCUAUCCGAAUUGGUGGCAUGGAUAUCAAAGAACCUGACCCGAAACGUGUCAGUGUGGCGAGUGUUGUUCUGCAGGGCGGAUCAAGUAAGAAAAAUAGUCAGAAUAGCCUGAAUUUUGCUGGCAAUGAUGCCAUGCGACGUCCUUUUGGCGUUGCUGCCAUUGAUUUAACUCCAAUCAUUAAGAAACCGGAAGAUUUCAAAAACAACCUCGAUCUUCCGUUUAUUCUCUGUGAGAAGGAGAAUUUGGACACGACACUCAAGAAACUGAUAAACAACAAGGAUGUAGGGAAGAUUGAUUCGAAACUGGCGGUUAGUGUUGAGGUACUCCAUGGAGAUACAAAGCAAAUCCGUGAGGAAUAUCCUCAUCUUGUGCAUGGAAAUGUUCCAAUAGCGCGGAAAAUGGGUUUCCCCGAAGUGAUAUUCCCGGGAGAUGUGCGCAAUGAUAUGUACUUGACACUGGUGAAUGGAGAGUUUUCCAAGGGUUUGAAGAGUGGAGAUAAGAAUAUCGAGGUGAUGGUGUGUGUGUGCAAUGAAAAGGGAAUUGUUGUGCCGGACGUGAUAACAUUGGGAGCUGGCUAUGCAAUGACCAGUGAAUAUAAAUCUGUUAUAUACUACCAUGAGGACAAACCCAAGUGGAAUGAGACAUUUAAAGUGCAAGUGCCGAUAGAGGAAUUCAAACAGUGCCACUUGAGAUUCACAUUCAAACAUCGAAGUUCCAAUGAGGCAAAAGAUCGUGCUGAGAAGCCAUUUGCGCUGUCUUACGUGAAGUUAAUGCAAAAUGAUGGGACAACACUUCAUCAUACCAGUCACAAGCUUCUGGUUUAUAAAAUUGACCAGAAGAAGUACGACAAAGAUGCUCCAUUGAGCUACUUGUCGUUGCCAUCGAAAGUCUCUGAUCUGGAGCCCAAUUCAAAGCCAUCUGCGGUGGGAUUGAGUCUCUCGUCCAAGGAUUUCUUCGUCAUUGAGACCAACUUGUGCAGCACGAAAUUGACUCAGGAUGUUUCUCUCCUUGGGCUUCUCAAUUGGUCUUCCAAUCUCGAUGCUCUGGAAAGCUCUCUCAAUGCCAUAAUGGGCGUGAAGCCCGAAGAGGUUGUGAAAUUCCUACAAGAUAUUCUAGAUGCUCUUUUUUCUAUUUUGGUUCAGAACUCAGAUCCUGCCAAAUACGAUGAUUUAGUUUUUAGAUGUUUGCUGCGUCUAAUUGAGAUUGUAUCUGAGAUUAAGUAUCAACAUUUCCAAUCUGUACUCGAUUUGUACAUCAAUGAAAGUUUCUCUGCAACUUUGGCCUAUGACAAAUUAAUCAACGUACUACAGACACAUAUCAAGAAUGCAAUUAACAGCACUCCUGCUGUGGUGCAGCCGGAAAUUUGUACGCCGUCUGAGACGGAAAUGGAAGGAUUGCUGUACAAGAUCACGAAGAAUUUGCAGUAUAUCAUGAAGUUUAUCAUAAGAUCGAGGAUACUCUUUGCCGAAUUGAAUGAUAACAAGGAUAGGGUGUUUUUUGAGCAGAGUUUGGAUGAUUUGUUGACGUCGUUUAAGAACUUGAUAGCAUGUCCGAAUAAUUUACUUCGCUCUCAGGGUGCUACCCUUAAGUACAUCCAUGUCAUCGUGUCGGAUUUAAUGCAGGUCUACAGUCCAAUUAGACUCAGUCAAUUCAUCGUGGAUAUUAUACUAAAUAUUCCACCGGGAAGAUUGACACAGUCGAAAAUGUUGUGCAUCAAGGAUAUGAUUGACUCAAAGUUAUUCAAAUUGCAAGAAUGUCGAUCAAUAAUACUCCCAGUGUUCUGUCAACAAAUCAAAGAGAAAUUGGAGAGCAAGGAAGAGGGUGAUGUUAUGUCAGAAUUGUGGCAACAGCAAAAGAAUUUAACAAAGGCCGCUAAGGUACUGGGUGAAUUAAAAUCGAAUCUUCACACGCGUGAAUCAACAGCCAAGACCAAGAUUGCAGAGUGUGUCAAUAUAAUGAAUAAUAUCUUGGGAUUGCUUCACCGGAAAGAUAUUGGGUCAACUGUGUAUGAUAUCAGGGAUAUAAUGUUUAUCCUUCUGCGAACGGUCAUUCAGAGUUCCAUUCAGAUGGACAGAGAUAAUCCGUUGGUGGGGAAUUUGGUGGCAAUAAUGUUGGGUAUUUUCCGGAGUAUGCGUCAAGAGCACUAUUCGUGGUAUGUGAAUCACUUUGCCACUCGCUACGAUCUUAUGGAUUUUCUCACGGAGAUUCUGCACGUGUUCAAGGAUUUGGUGUCAUUUCCUGUCUUUCCCAGUGAUUGGAUGGAUAUGAUAAUGCACCAGAAUAUUGUUAUUCUGGAGAGUUUGAAGCACUUUACCAAUAUUAUUCUGGAGAAGUUUUUUGUGCCUUUUGAGAAGCAAGUCUGGUCGAAUUUCUUUCAUUGCUCCAUUGCUUUUCUGAUUCAGCCAUCGUUGCAGCUGGAUCAGUUUACGGAGAAUAAGACAUCGACGAUUUUGCUGAGGUACAGGGAUAUUAGGAAGGAGACAGCUAUUGAAAUAAGGAAAAUGUGGUUUAGUUUGGGUGAGAAUAAAAUUCAAUUUGUCCCACAACUUGUGGGGCCUCUGUUGGAGAUGAGUUUGAUCCCAGAGCCUGAAUUGCGUCAGGCAACAAUUCCCAUUUUCUUUGACAUGAUGCAGGCGGAAUACUGCAGUUCGAGGUAUAUAAAUGAGAGUUAUGGGGAUACAAGGAGGAAUAAUGCACACUAUAAGGGCAAUUUCAAUGAUUUUGAGAAUGAGAUGAUUGAGAAAUUGGAUAUUCUUGUGGAGGGUGGAAGAGGAGAUAAUGAAUACAAAGAGAUGUUUUAUCACAUUAUGAUGGAAAAUUGUCGGAAUCACAAUACGCUGAAGGUCGAUGGGACGAAUUUUGUUGUGAUUGCGGCUAAAUUGAUGGAGAGAUUGUUGGAAUAUCGAUGUAUUAUCAAUGAUGAGAGCAAGGAGAAUAGAAUGGCUUGCACGGUUAGUCUCCUGCAAUUCUAUUCCGAGGUCAAUCGGAAGGAGAUGUACAUAAGAUAUGUGAAUAAAUUGUGCGAUUUGCACAUGGAAUUUGACAAUUACACCGAAGCUGCAUUCACUUUGAAGCUCCACAGCAAUCUUUUGAUGUGGAAUGAUACAGCUCUCUCCUCCCUCCUUCGAUCCCAGAGACAUCCUCUCUGUCAAACCCACCGGCAGCUCAAGGAGGCUCUCUACCACGAAAUCAUCGACUACUUCGAUCAGGGCAAGAUGUGGGAGAGUGCUCUGGUAAUGUGCAAAGAACUUGCAGAGCAGUAUGAAGAAAAAGUCUUUGACUACAUGAGUCUCAGUGGGAUUCACAGAAAAAUGGCAGAAUUCUAUGAGAAAAUCCUCAAGGAGAUGCGUCAUGAGAGUGAAUACUUCCGUGUUGCUUUCUACGGCCUCAAAUUCCCCGAAUUCCUCCGCAAUAAGAUCUUCAUUUACCGCGGAAAGGAAUACGAAAGACUCAGUGAUUUCUGCACGAGAAUCCUCACUCAGCAUCCAGCAGCUGAACUUAUGCAAACCCUCACAACUCCUGGCCAUGACAUCACUCACAGCGAUGGCCAAUACAUUCAAGUGAACAGCGUAGAGCCCAUGAUGGCGGAGGAAAAUGAAAAGUACGGAGAGAAAAUUGUGGCACAGCAAAUUCUCAAGUACUACCAAACGAACAAUGUUCAAAAAUUCAAAUUUUCCCGACCCUAUCGCGAUGGGAAAUCCACUUCCGGAGACUCAGUGGCCAAUCUGUGGCUAGAGAGAACCAUCAUGAAAACCACCUAUCCCCUUCCUGGAAUUCUCAGAUGGUUCCCAGUUGAAUCGGCGGAAACCUUCAAGAUCUCGCCAAUUGAGCACGCCAUUGAGACAAUGGAGGCAACAAAUAAGUCCAUCAGGAAUUUAGUUAUUGCUCACCGCGAUGACGAGACACUCCCAAUCAAUCCGCUCAGCAUGAAGAUCAAUGGGAUUGUAGAUCCAGCGGUUAUGGGUGGUUUCCGGAAGUACGAAGAGGCCUUCCUGACAGACGAAUAUUUGGAGCAGAAUCCCGAUGAUGUGCACUUUGUGGUGAAGCUAAAAGAACUGAUUGCACAGCAAAUUCCCAUCCUGGAAAUUGCAGUGUACGUGCACAAAGCUAAAGCACCCAAAUCUCUGGCACCAUUCCACGACAGACUGGAGAAAUGCUUCUUUGAGAUGCAGGCCAAAGUUGAGAUUAAAUACGGAAAGAGGACAAGUGACUUGAAGUUUGAGCGAGAGUUCGUAACAAUGCGUCGAGGGAUGUCAGCCCAGAUGAGUUUAGAUUCCAAUCGUCUCUCGGAAACUAGCAUGGGAUCAAAUGAUAGUGGCCUGUCUAAAUCGAUGCAGCCAAAUCGAUCGCAAACCAGCUCAAUUAAAUCCACAUUUGCCAAUUUUAACUUCAAUGCCGCUAAUUUGACAAGAACAUCGCUAGGAACGACGGCAAAUUCAAAGAAAACUAAAGAGAAAUCGACCAAUAAGCGACGAUCGAGUCGUAAAAUUGAUCGGGAAUCACUGAAUGUGACAACUAGUCAAUGGUACACGGGGACCCUGACCCCGAUCACAGCAACUCCACCUGAAAAGGACACAACGUCAAUUUGCAGCAAUGGCAGCAGUAAUUUAACAACACCAACUAAUAGUUUAGUCGUGGAACUCACUGAAGAGCUAACCCCAAAGAGGCCCCUGAGGUCAGAGAUUGAGCGCGAGAGGAGAUUAUCGAGGACGGCGAGUAUCGCAACGCCGACGAAUAGUAUCAAAGGGUUUCCCGGGGACAGCAAUUCGGUUUCCGACGAGGAGAGUAAUAGAAAUUCAAUUGUAACAACAGAUUCAACGGCUUCGGAUGAGGAUCAACUGCCACCGCCACUUCCGGCCAAGACCAGAGACUCCACCGAUUAUUCAAAUUUACCGACCGAAGAGGGCAAUUGUGGAAUUGCGUCCAGGCACAAUCCUCGUACAUCCAGCAGCAAUAAACCCCUUCCGCAGCUUCCCAUUGUCGUCAAUGUUAACUAUGAAUAUGUUGAGGCGAGAAAUUUUUGCAUUGGAAAUGAUGAGAGGAAACGACCACCGACUCCACCACCAAAACCAACUCGCAAUUCUAAAGGCGUUUCCUCACCGUAGAUUAUUGUGUAUUUUAUUGCAAAAAGAGAGAGAGAGAGAAUGUGUGAGAGAGAGUAUGAAUGCGGGACAUUUAUCCGGGUGGCAAUGUGCAAGAAAAGAAAAAAAGGAAGAACGAACACUCAAGAAAAAAAGAAGUUGCAGGAAGUGAAUUUUAAAAUGCAAGGUACGUGAAUAUUUCGUAUAUAAAAUUUACAUUUCGUAUAGAUUUCACUGCAAUUUAUCUUAAAUAUUUAUCCAUAAUGGUUUUUUUAUAGUGUCUUAAAGUCACAUUUUAAUGCACACGUUGAAUGUGAAAGAAUGUGUUUUUUUUU